AAAGUUUUUGUAUGUAAAAAUUUAAUAAUGAUCCCGUCUUGGUUUUAGUUAGUUAAUUAAAGCCUUAAAAUCAGUCCCAAAUUUUCUAAUAAUGUUAAAAUAUAUUAAUAUUGUACUGCUAUGUUAUUUAGCAUGUACGUGUGCAUUAUCCUUCAACCAAGUUCCAGUUAUGUUGUUUUCCUGUGGUCAAACAAAUUUAGGAACUAUUGCUAAAUAUCAACAUGCUAUGGAUAGUGAUGAAUUUACUGAUUUAAUAAUGAAAUUAGCUACCAAAGAUGUAAAGUUUGCUACAUUUUACGAAAAUUCAUUAAGUUUAGAAGAUUUCAGAUGGAGAGGUAUUGAUGGCCGAAGUGUUUUUCCUUUGUUAGAGGCAUUUGUUAAUCGUCGUUUUAUUCCUUCAGUACCUGAACCAAAUAAAGCAAUUCAAUUGUUAAAAAAUUAUGGAUAUUUCUUUGAAAAUUUCAAAAAUGAUGUUAUUUUACCUAAUUUAGAAAAACUUGUAUUAUCAGUUGAAUUAGAAGAUGCCAAAUCAUCUGAAGAAAGACAAGAAAUGUUGGGUAGACAUGAUUUGAAAAUUGUACAGUCUUUUGAAGAAAUGUGUGAAAAAUACGAAAAUGUGAUUGGUAUAUUAACUGGAAAUCGAAAUGCCUGGAUUGAAUCAAAUGAUUUUGCACAUCAUUUAGUAGCUAGGCAUUUAAUGGAAAUUGAUGAUAAAAAACCUUUAGUAUUAAAAGGUAAAGACAAAGUUUUAAUAUUCUCCCAAAAUUAUCCGACCUUAUCAAUUAAUGGAAGUCCUGCUAUUGAACUUGAAGAACCAAGUUCUGCUGGUGAAAAUGUAUACAUGGAUGACUCACGAGAUAAUAUGUUAAAAGUCACCAAGACAUUAAUGGGAAAUGAUUCAAAAAUUACAUUACGUUUCCGUUUUGUAAAACAAUCAUUUAAUUGGCAGUUGGAAUAUAUUGAACUUGAAAGAAUUAAUGAAAAAUCUGUUUUUUUGUAUCCACAAAAGACUAUAGAAUCACAAUUAGGCAUGUCUUAUUUCAUUGAAGGACCUGUUGUUUUUAAAAAUGAUUCAAUUGUUUUGACAUUUAAUGGAAAAUUUCAGGUUCAACCAUGGAUUCCCUCCUCAACAGAAAGCAUUAAAUUUGGUGAACCUCAAGAACAAGAUGCAUUUUUCACUCCUCCAAUAUUAGCGGGAUUAUUUGUGACAGCACUACUAUUGUUUAUUGUAACAUGGGGUAUUAUGAUGAUAAUGGAUAUUAAAACAAUGGAUAGAUUUGAUGAUCCUAAGGGCAAAACUAUAACAAUCAAUGUUGUUGAAUAAUUGUACAUUCCAUUUAUGAUGUUGAUUAAGUAUUUAUUUAAAAGUUUAUUAAAAAAAUAGUAAUACUUAAUCUUAAGUUGUACUUUGUUAUAUUUAGGAAUUUAUUUGUAGAUAAAAUUAAUGAACAGUAUCCUCCUUGUACAAUACCAAUAUUUGAGUUUUUGUUAAGAUAUGUUUUAAAUUUUUGGCGUAUUUAAUAUAAUAAAUUAGUUUUCUAAAUUUUAAUUUAAUUAAUUUUUA
Daktulosphaira vitifoliae (grape phylloxera) is the source of this 1564-nucleotide messenger RNA. It is a transcript of the gene VhaAC45, whose product is annotated as V-type proton ATPase subunit S1. Lineage: Eukaryota; Metazoa; Arthropoda; Insecta; Hemiptera; Phylloxeridae. The record is from RefSeq and is a predicted model, not a curated record. The transcript has 4 exons. Gene Ontology annotation, cellular component: proton-transporting V-type ATPase complex. The coding region runs from base 92 to 1324 and encodes 410 amino acids.